Salvia splendens (bonfire salvia) is the source of this 429-nucleotide messenger RNA. RefSeq lists its product as uncharacterized. Lineage: Eukaryota; Viridiplantae; Streptophyta; Magnoliopsida; Lamiales; Lamiaceae. The coding region runs from base 1 to 429 and encodes 142 amino acids. Gene Ontology annotation, molecular function: nucleic acid binding; RNA-DNA hybrid ribonuclease activity. The record is from RefSeq and is a predicted model, not a curated record. The transcript has a single exon.
AUGGUCCUUUGGCAUCCCCCUGAUGCCCCUUGGGUGAAGCUGGACACUAAUGGAGCAUUCUCUAUAUUGACAUUGGAGGCGGGGGAGGGAAGAUUGGUUCGUGGUUCUGAUGGAGGUCUCCUGGGGGCCUUCUGCUCUCCGGUUGGUGCAUCUUCGAGCUUUGAGGCGGAGCUUAUGGCUCUUAUUCGAGGCUUGGAGAUGGCUAUGGAGUUUUCUACACACAUUUGGAUAGAGCUGGACUCAGCGGCUCUGGUUACCUUGUUGUCAUCUAGACAGCUUGGCUCUGCAGAUCUUAGACAACAUAUGGCUUUGAUCCUGAGUUUGACUUCUCAGCGACAUGUUCGAUUCUCACACAUCUACAGAGAAGGAAACCGUGAUGCCAACUUUCUUGCAGGUAGGGGGUCCAGACCCUGCCCUGACGUACUAUGA